CUCUUCUUCUUCUCCAUUUUCUUGUUUAACCUAACGGAGUCGCUUCACGAAUCACGGUUCGCCUGUAAGAGCUGAAGCCAUCAUCUUCGACUUUCCCUCUCUAAUUAGAAAAGCCUUUUCAAGACGGUCAAACCUUUUUCAAUUUACCGAGCAUGUCUGGGAAAUGGCGGGCUUUACAGCACCGUCACCGCUACACUUACAGCGCCGUUAUUUUCCCUCCCGCCUUCAUCGAUUCCUUACACGAAUCAUCAUUGUCUGAAUCGUCUCCAAAGUUUUACGCUGACUUGCAAGAGUUAAUCUCUCUUAACUCCAUUUACGCUCUAGUUAAUCACGUGAAGAAUCUCGCUGCUUCUUUCGGCGAAUUACUGUCAACCACCAGCGAAGAAGUAGGACUAGAGACAUGCUUAGCCUCAAAAGCAUCGUGGUUUUACUUAGAGCUUCUUUUUUUGGAGAAUUCGUUGCCUCUGCAUAGAACUCUCGUGUCAGCUUUAGCAAAAACCCGCAAGUUUCACUCAGUGAUUGGUGAGUGUUUUCGGGUACUCUGCGAUCAGUAUGGCCGUUUUCGCGAGAAAGGGAAGAGGUUCUGCGUCUCACGCGUUGCGUUAUCCGUGAUGGGUAUGCCUAAACUAGGAUACCUGGUUGAUAUAAUUAAAGAUUGUGCGAUUUUGGUAGCUUGGGAUAUUGUUUUUGGAUUGACUGCUGUAGUUUCGGAAACCGACGAGUUGGCGAGACCUUCUCCUAUUGUCAUGGAGCAAUGCCAAGAAGCUUUGUCUUGCUUGUAUUACUUGCUUCAGAGGUUUCCCCAGAAAUUCAAGGAAUUGGGUGGCGAAGAAGCAAGUCUUAUGGAGAUGGUUGUGGGGAUUUUGGUUAGUAUAUUAAAAUCGUCUGCUUUUUCGCGGGAUUGUUGGAUUGCAGCUGGCGUGGCCUUUUGCGCUACUCUACAAGUUUGUCUCAGUGUUCAAGAGCUUGGCUUGGUAAUCCUUGAAGGUAUAUUUUAUCAAACUACUUGCAGCUCUCGCACUAAUAGUGAAUGUAAUUUUGGAGAUGCUAUAAGCAAAGUUCCUUAUAAAUGGGGUAAUGUUUGUACUGAAAUACUAAAAUUUUCGGUGUUGAGCAGACUUUGUUUGAUUAGAGGCAUUCUUACUGCUGUUUCAAGGACAGUACUCAAUACCCCUUUUUCCAUAGAAGAUGAUAGUCGUAUUGCUUGUGAUUCUGGUGGAAAUGGUGUUAAUUCUAUUAAGACUAUAUUGUACGAUGGGAUUCUGCCUGAAAUAUGCCACUUCUGUGAGAAUCCCACGGAUAGUCAUUUUAACUUCCAUGCAUUAACCGUGAUGCAAAUUUGUCUGCAACAGAUAAAAACCUCAAUUUUGGCUAAUCUUACAAAUCCAUUAGGAGACUAUGAUCCGUUUCCAGGGGAAAUAAGGAACCGGAUAUUGAGAAUCAUAUGGAAUAACUUGGAAGAUCCUUUAAGUCAAACGGUCAAACAAGUUCAUCUUAUUUUUGAUAUUUUAUUAGAUAUUCGGUACAGUCUUCCUCAGGCAGAAGUUGGAAAUGAACUAAAAUUGUUCCUUCAGAAAAUUGCUUCAGAUCUCCUCCGCUUGGGUCCACGUUGUAAGGGGAGAUAUGUUCCUUUAGCUUCCCUGACAAAGAGGUUGGGGGCGAGAACUAUGUUGGAUAUGAAAAAUCCUGCCUUGCUUUUUGAAACGGUAAAGGCGUACGUUGAUGAUGAUGUAUGCUGUGCAGCUACAUCAUUCUUGAAGUGUUUCCUUGAGUGCUUGCGUGAUGAGUGUUGGAGCAGUGAUGGUAUUGAGAAGGGGUAUUCUCUAUACAGGGAGUGUUGUCUGCCCCCCUUUUUGUAUGGACUUGCUUCUGGGGUGUCAAAACUCCGUUCAAAUUUGAACACUUAUGCACUGCCAGUUUUGCUAGAAGUGGAUGUGGAUAGCAUCUUUCCUUUACUUUCUUUUAUCUCAAUUGAGCUAAGUGGGGAGGAGAACAAACUGUCAUGCUCCGAGCUUUAUUGUAUGAGGAUGGAACUGAAAAUUGAACAAAAAGUGGCCAUUUUAGUCUCUUUAUUGAAGGUAUCUCGUUCUCUUGCAUUGCUUGAAGGUGAUAUUGAGUUUCAUGAUGAUUCUCAGACACGUAACCUGAGUGGUGGGCUGGGAAGAGGAAGCUUUGAUCUUUAUGCCCUUGUCUGCAUAAAGGGGAUAAAGCUUAAGGUUCUUGUUGAGUGGCUAGUCUUGGCUUUGACCCAUGUUGACGAGUCACUCCGUGUGGAUGCUGCAGAAUCUCUUUUCUUAAAUCCUAAAACGUCUACUCUGCCUUCCCAUUUAGAACUUACUUUGUUGAAAGAAACCGUGCCACUGAACAUGAGGUCUUCUUCAACAGGGUUUCAGAUGAAGUGGACCAGCAUGUUCAGAAAAUUCUUCUCUCGGGUUCGUACAGCUUUAGAGAGGCAAUACAAGCAGGGGAGCUGGCAUCCUCUUCUGUUACAUAAUGGUAAGGAGGAAGCUGCAGUUAACAGAGCAGAGGAUUUAUUUAAGUUUAUCAGGUGGUUGAGUUGUUUUCUGUUUUUCUCAUGCUAUCCUUCUGCUCCUUAUAAGAGAAAAAUAAUGGCAAUGGAGCUUAUCUUGCUGAUGAUUAAUGUUUGGUCUAUCAUACCUUCUCAAGAAAAGAAUGGUUCUCUUUCCUCUGAAAACCAUCUCUAUCCAUAUAACAGUGGAAUAACAUCUCCUGAUUCAACUUUGUUGUUAGUUGGGUCAAUAAUUGAUAGUUGGGACAGAUUGAGGGAGAGUUCUUUUCGCAUACUGCUGCAUUUCCCAACCCCACUUCCUGGCAUUUCAAGUGAGCUUAUGGUCUUGAAAGUUAUUACUUGGGCCAAGCAGUUAGUUUGCAGUCCUCGUGUCAGAGAGAGUGAUGCAGGGGCUCUAACAUUGCGACUGAUAUUUAGGAAGUAUGUAUUAGAGCUUGGGUGGAUAGUCAGAGCUUCAGUUAAUGUUGUUUGUUUCCAAACAAAUUGUGUAGUAGUACAUGAGGAUUACCAGAUGUGUGAAUCUAGGCCUCCUGUGAUAGAAUAUAUAAAAUCACUUAUUGAUUGGUUGGAUAUUGUUGUGAAGGGUGGUGAGAAGGAUCUCUCGGAAGCAUGUAAAAACAGUUUUGUUCAUGGUGUGUUACUUACGCUAAGAUAUACCUUUGAGGAAUUAGAUUGGAAUUCUGAUGCAGUGUUGUUCAGUAUAUCUGAGAUGAGACAUGCAUUGGAGAAACUCUUGGAGCUGGUGAGGCGCGUAACUUCAUUGGCACUUUGGGUGGUUUCUGCAGAUGCUUGGUAUCUGCCUGAGUACAUGGACGAGAUGGUUGAUGAGGAUAAUUUUUUGUUGGAUGUUACAGAUGAGGCUGAUUCACUUUUAAAUUCCUCAGAACAUGAAGAUAAAAACUCAUUACCUUUGCAGGUUGUAAGACGAUCAGACCAAAUUGUUAUGGUUGGUUGUUGGCUGGCUAUGAAGGAGGUAAGUCUUCUGUUAGCAACAAUUGUAAGAAAAAUCCCUUUGCAAAAUAACGGUACUUCAGGUUUAUUAGAGUCCAAGGGAUCCUUAUGUGACAGUAUUGAUGUCUCAAUGACUGGAGUAUCCAAUGCCAUGCUUGACCUAAAACAACUUGAAAAAAUUGGAGACCAUUUUUUGGAAGUCCUCUUGAAAAUGAAGCAUAAUGGAGCUAUUGAUAAGACAAGAGCUGGCUUUACGGCCCUUUGCAAUCGUCUACUUUGUUCUAAUGAUCCAAAACUCUGUAAGUUGACAGAAUCCUGGAUGGACCAGCUUAUGGAACGAACAGUAGCCAAAGAACAAACAGUGGAUGAUUUGUUAAGAAGGAGUGCAGGUAUUCCUGCUGCUUUCAUUGCUUUAUUUCUCUCGGAGCCAGAAGGUGCACCAAAGAGGCUUCUCCCACAGGCACUUAGGUGGCUGAUUGAUGUUGCUAAAAAAUCUCUAGUGGAUGUAAAAGUAGAUGGUUCUAGCACUGAGCUAUGUGGAUCAUCAUCAAUAAUGUCAAACCAAGAAACUGAUGCUGCUCUUUCAUCUGAUAUAAAUACUUGUGGGAACACUUCCAAGUUCCGAGACGAAGGUGUAAUCCCGACAGUACAUGCAUUCAAUGCCCUUAGAGCUGCUUUCAAUGACACCAACCUGGCAACUGAUACUUCAGGAUUUUCUGCUGAAGCUUUGAUUGUUGCAAUUCGCGCAUUCUCCUCUCCAUACUGGGAGGUGCGAAACAGUGCUUGUCUGGCAUACACUGCCUUGGUACGCCGCAUGAUUGGAUUUCUUAAUGUUCAGAAACGAGAAUCAGCAAGGCGUGCAAUAACUGGGAUUGAAUUUUUUCACAGAUUCCUGAAGUUAACAGAUACCUUCAGUGGGACCCAAGAUCUGUCGAAUGAAGUAAUUCUUAUUCUCAACUGGACAAAGAUGGAUCUGCAGGAAACAUUGAUUAAGCUCUUAGAAUUAGAGAAGAAUCAUAGAUGUCAAUAUUACAUUCUAAGGAUUCUUUUCACUUGGAACUCGCUGAAGUACCAGAAAUCAAGUGGGAAACAAUGCAUUGUGGCUACUGAUGUUGGUGGAUUGGAUUUUGAUUCUGUCUUUCAGCUAUGGGAUAGAUUGACAUCCUUGUACAAGCUCACAAGACAUGCUAAGACUCAAGAGACACUUAUCUGUUGUCUGGCAAUAUGUGUGAAGCAAUUUGCAGGUUUUUGCACUGGCUUUAUUCUUACUGAUUAUGCGAUAAAAAACAGUGAAAGGAUUUCUGGACAAUCCAAAACAUUGACCUGCUUAUACGAACACAUUUCAUUUUUUGUUAACCUUAUUAAUCAUCACAGUUCGUCAUCUGAACCAGUAAGCAUGCGUAAGGCAGCUGCUGAAUCUAUGGUAGCAUCUGGUCUACUGGAGCAAGCCGAGCUUAUUGGUUCUUCUGUUUUCAACCACAGAAUCCCCUCAGGACAUUCAGGUUCUUAUUUUGGUGAGCAAGAGUAUAUUAAUAUGUAUGCUUACCAAAUUAUGGGGACAUGGCUCACAUGCAUUAAAUUGCUAGAGGAUGAAGAUGAUGGGAUUAGACAAAGACUUGCCAUGGACAUCCAAAGGUGUUUUUAUUCCAAAAACUCUGGAAAUAGUGCUGAUGCCCAAGGAGUUCCUAGCCAAGUGGAAAAAGUUAUUGAAUCCAGUUUUGACCAUCUUUCUUCUGUCUUUGGUCAUUGGAUGGAAUACUUUGAUUAUCUUUUUCAGUGGGUAUUAAAUACAGCAAAUUAUGCAGUACCUGGUGGGGAUCUUGUGAGACGGGUUUUUGACAAGGAAAUUGAUAAUCACCACGAAGAGAAGCUUAUGAUCUGUCAAAUUUGUUGCUCCCAUCUGGAGAAGCUUCCUAUUUCAAAGUCUUGGGAUGUAGAUGUUUUGUGCAAGGAUGGUGUCAGGAACUAUUUACGGAAGUGGAGGAUGAAAUUUUCUCGGCAGUUGAUGUCAUUUGCGAAGGACACCCUUGGGAGACAAGGAGUUGACUGGAUAGGCGGUUUGGGCAACCACAAGGAUGCAUUUUUACCCCUGUACGGUAACUUGCUUGGAUUUUAUACCCUCUCAAACUGCAUUUUCGAUUUGGAAGCUGAGGGAGAUGUGCGUCUACUAAGUGAUGUUGAGGAACUUGGUAGAACCAUUGAUCCUUUUAUGAAGAACCAUUUAAUUUCCAACCUGUUUCUUUUAGUUGUUAGGUUACAUGAGAAAAGGGUUGGUUCGACUACAUACGAGCUUAUCCAUGAAUUCAGAGAUAGGUUGAUUUGGGAUGAUUUUGAGCCAUAUUUUCUUCUUAGAUGAGAUCAAGCUUUUGUCAUACCUAUUCCUAUUUGAGUCUGAUUGACUCAAGGGGCUUUGUUGUAUCUUCCAGACGAGAAAAAUGUUUUGCUCCAGAGUUGAUGAAUUCUUACGACCUGGCUGUACACUAUUCUUCUAUAGCAAUUAUUUCAACUUCUUGGUAA
This is a messenger RNA of Carica papaya (papaya), 5998 nucleotides long. Lineage: Eukaryota; Viridiplantae; Streptophyta; Magnoliopsida; Brassicales; Caricaceae. The record is from RefSeq and is a predicted model, not a curated record.